Molecule: messenger RNA, 1773 nt
Organism: Saxophila tyrrhenica
Lineage: Eukaryota; Fungi; Ascomycota; Dothideomycetes; Mycosphaerellales; Extremaceae
Exons: 3
Coding region: 1-1773 (590 amino acids)
Molecular function (GO): protein binding; DNA binding
Source: RefSeq, a predicted model, not a curated record
AUGGACAACUCACUUCUACAUCACCUCCCGGACGAGCUACUUGAAGCCAUCGCCUCGCUGCUGCCACCCGCCGACACUCUAGCGUUCGGUUCGACCUGCAGGCGUGGCAAUAAGAUCGCAUACGAGCAUCUGAUAUGGCGCGCUCACUGCGUGCUAGGAUGGCAGUACUGGGAACCGAAGCACGAGCUGGAAGAGAAAUUGAAGCAACCGCCAGUUGCCACUCAAUGGCGGAAGCUGUACAAUGAACGCAGCAAGACGGACAAGAAGGCGCUUGAUACAUUCGAGGAGAUGUUGAGCACACAGCAGCACAGGUUCCAGCGGAUGGAGGAGAUCAAUGCGGUCGGUUAUGAUGCAAAGGACGUGUUGCUUAACCUAAGGAAUAACACGCCGGACGAUGCGGAGGAUGUACUGGCCCGGCGAUGGCAUGCAGAUGCUGUGCUGGGUCAGAUACACCGGAGAACGGCUAUUGGGAAGUGGCGGAGAUUGCAGAGGAGGCAGAUGGUACGGCUGGAAGAAGUGCUGGGAUCGUUUGAUCUGUUCGUGUUAGGAGGGUCGAAAGGCGACUUGAAUGAGCUUGAUCAAGAGUUCGACCGUCUGGCGGAAGCUGUACGGCAUGAGUACGAUGGCUUCGAUGAUAUGAGCAUUCGCGACAAGGCUACGCAUGUGGCGGACUACCUGAGGAAGCAGCAAUUGGUCGGCAAUCCGGACAUUGAGAACUAUCACGCCUUGCGCAACAACUUCCUCAGCAUGGCACUGUUCGACGAAGUACACACUAGCCUUCCGUUGCAGUCUGUCGCUAUCUACUGUGCUGUGGCGAGGAGAUUGGGGGUCAAUGCGAAGCCGUCAAACUAUCCGGAACAUGUGCAUGCUGUGGUGGAGGCGCCUUCGGACGUGAGCCUUGACGGCAGGUCAAGGGUGGCCAUCCCGGAUGCGGAGCCGGAACUCAUGUUCAUGGAUCCGUGGCGCCAAAGUGAGGAGGUCCCACAAGAUCAGCUCACACUGCGUCUUUCACAAAUGGGCGUGCCACCUACCCAACAUGGUUCUCACCUCGGCGCUGGCAGCAAUCUUGCCAUUGCACUGCGAACAGGCCGCAAUAUCAUGUACUCGGUUCAAGACGCUCGAGACCGCCAACGAGGAACAACCCGCCGAUCCAGCCACCCCGACCCAGAGUUGGCAUGGUACAGCAUGCUCUGGUCAAUGAUGGUCCUCGGCGACCCAGAUCCAGCAGCCGCACUUGUUCGCCGUCGACAGUGCCUGCCAUACCUCGCCGAGCACUUCCAACAGCAUUACCCAUGGGACAUCGGCUUCGUCGAGAACAUCAUCGUCCCAAUGUUCGAUGGUGAUCGGGAGUUGCAUGUAUUGAUGCACAUGAUCACUACUCACCGUGCUGGCGACCGGAACGCUAAGGCGCCCUGCCCAAGGGACAGUGACGAGAAGAAUAAUGAUGUGAAGUUCAAGGUUGGCCAGCACUUCCAGCACAAGAGAUAUGGGUACGAGGGAUUUAUCAUUGGGUGGGAUCACAAGUGCUCUGCCGAACCCAGGUGGAUCCAGCAGAUGCGUGUGGAUGAUUUGCCGAGGGGAAGGGAACAGCCGUUCUACAAUGUUGUAGCGGACGACAAGAGCCAGCGGUACGUCGCCGAGGAGAAUAUCUCGCGCAUGUACAUGAAGCCGGGCGACAACAUGAUGCAGCUUGCUGGGAGAUAUUUCAAGCGUUGGGACGAUGACAACAAGGCCUUCGUUUCUAACUUGAGGGAUGAGUACCCUGAUGAUUGA